Messenger RNA from Oncorhynchus masou masou (cherry salmon), 5268 nucleotides. RefSeq names its product ERC protein 2 (gene erc2). Lineage: Eukaryota; Metazoa; Chordata; Actinopteri; Salmoniformes; Salmonidae. The record is from RefSeq and is a predicted model, not a curated record. Gene Ontology annotation, molecular function: structural constituent of presynaptic active zone. The transcript has 17 exons. Bases 340 to 3624 code for a protein of 1094 amino acids. Gene Ontology annotation, biological process: regulation of synaptic plasticity; maintenance of presynaptic active zone structure; neuromuscular synaptic transmission. Gene Ontology annotation, cellular component: cytoskeleton of presynaptic active zone.
CCGUGGAGCUCGCGCCAAUGGACUAGGACACGAGCUGGGCUUUCCGGUGAUGGAGAAGGGCCGGUCUGUUGACGGUAUCCAUGGUACCCUCCAGUGUGGCAGUGAGCUCCAGAAUAGUGACCAGCCUGUAUGAGAGACCAGCAGCCUGCUGUGUUGGAACUGUGACUGUCUCCAACCACCAGCGACAGAGAUGAAUGUCAGGGAGUAAAACAAAUCCUAGUCCAAAAACAUAAGGAUCCCGAGGACAAGAAAGACGGCACCUCGUUAGACACUUGUUUUUCUUUCUGAGCAUGUAGCUGCCAUGUUUCCACAUUAGAAUCCAGCCGUCAUCAGAGCAGGAUGCAUGACAGUGCCAGGAGCACUGGGCAUGGAGAGGGCAGCUCCGCACGAUCAACUAAGUUACAGAAGAAUCCGAAGCAGGGGUACCGUAAACUUGGCGUGGCUAGUGGGUCAGGGUCAAAGUCGGCCGGGACAGGGUCAGGGGGUAAAACCUUGUCUAUGGAGAACAUCCAGUCCCUGAAUGCAGCCUACGCCACCUCCGGCCCCAUGUACCUAAGUGACCGCGAUGCCUUGGCCUCCUCCGGUGGCUACCCUAAGGGAACCAUGACUCUGGGCCGAGUCACCAGCAGGACCUCCUACACGGGCCGGACCACAGCCAUGGGCAGCAGCCCCAACAUCACCACCACAUCAGACAGACAGGGCUAUGGGGACCAGAGCCAUACCCAGCACCUCCAGGCAGGGGGGCCCUCAGGGCUGUUGAGGCAGGCUGGACGGGGUGGAGAAGGAGGGGGAGAAGACAUCCAGGUUCAGCUCAGGGAGCUGCAGAGAGAGAAUGAACUGCUGAGAAGAGAGAUGGAUGGAGAGAGGGAUGGGAGAGAAGGGAGGAUGAGCUCUUCUGUCAACAGUAGAAAGAACUUCUGGAGCCCGGAGGUGAAAAGUCGAGACAGAGGGAUGAGGAAAGAGGAGGGAGCUCUUACAUCCAUCCUGAAGGAACAGAAGUGGGCCUCUCCAGAGGAGGACCAGCAUCUCCAGUUGUCAGUGCAUGGGCUACAGGAAGAGCUGAGAUGUCAUAGAGAGAUGAACAGUCGUCUGCAGCAAGAGAGCUCGGGAUCUCACACAAACAUCUCCACUCACACCGGCUCGAACCGAGAACUUCAUAUUGAGGACCACCGGGCUGGCAUCAGCCCUGGACACAGUCCUGGUCUGGGCCCCAGUCACGUCCACAGCCCUGGGCAAAGACAUAGCCCCGGCCCUGGUCUAGGAGUCAGCCCCAGACACAGCCCCAGUAGCACCUACAACCAUGGGCCCAGAAACAGCCCUGUCCAUCCCCAUAGCCCUGGGUACAGCUCCAACGUCAGACACCACCAAGCUGACAUCCACAGCCCUGGGCACAACUCUGGGCCUGGCCCCAGACACAGCCCUGCUAACACUCUCAUCCCCUUGUCUAGAAAGAGCCCCAGCCACCUCAUCCACAGCCCUGGCCGUUGCCUCAGCCCUCCCAGCAGCCCAUGCAUGGUCCCUGGGUGCGAUGGCUUCUCCUCUCCCCCUCCCCUGGAUCUGACGGAGGAGAACUUCAGCCGGCUGCAGUCAGAUCACGAACGGCAGGGCAAGGAGCUGUACCUGCUGAGGAAGACCCUUGAAGAGAUGGAGCUGAGGAUUGACUCCCAGAAACAGACGCUGGGGGCCAGGGACCAGUCCAUCCAGAGGCUGCUGGAGAUGAUCCAGGGAGGAGGGAGGGGUCAGCGAGGCGAGAGGUCAGAGAUAAUCACCAUGGCAACAGCACGCGAGGAGGCGGAGUACCAGGUGGGUCAUCUGGAGGAGCAGCUGGACCAGAGGGAGAAAGAGAACCUGCAUUUGAGAGAGGAGCUGCACAGGAGGAGCCAGCAGGACCCCACCAAGACUAAGGCCCUGCAGACUGUCAUUGAUAUGAAGGACACUAAGAUAUCGUCUCUGGAGAGGAACAUCCGAGACCUGGAGGAUGAGGUCCAGUUGAUGAAGACCAGCGGGCUGCUCCACCCUGGCGAACGCCUGGAUGAACUCAAACACAUGGAGGUCUAUAAAAGCCACUCCAAGUUCAUGAAGAAACAGGUAGACCAGCAGAAGCAGGAGCUGAAUAAGAAGGAAUCAGAGAUGCAGGCCCUACAGACCAAACUGGAUGCUCUGACCAACCAGAACUCAGACUGCAAACAGCACAUAGAGGUGCUCAAAGAAUCACUCAGCGCCAAGGAGCAACGCUCUACCACUCUGCAGACCGAGGUGGAUGCGCUGCGUGUUCGUCUGGAAGAGAAGGAGUCCUUCCUCAGUAUGAAGACCCAGCAGCUCCAGGACCUGACGGAGGAGAAGGACACGCUGGCCGGAGAGAUCCGGGACAUGAAAGAUAUGCUGGAUGUUAAGGAGAGGAAGGUCAACAUCCUGCAGAAGAAGAUAGAGAAUCUUUUGGAGCAGUUAAAGGAUAAGGACAAGCAGCUGACGGGUCUGAGAGACAGAGUCAAGGGUCUCCAGACUGACUCCAGCAACACAGACACAGCACUGACCACGCUGGAGGAGGCCCUGUCUGAAAAGGAGCGAGUGAUUGAGCGUUUGCGUGAGCAGAAGGAGCGGGAGGACAGGGCACGGUUGGAGGAGGUGGAAAGGAUGAGGAAGGAGAACCAGGACCUGAAGGAUAGACUCUCCAUCCUGACGACACACACACCUGGGUCCCAGAAUACGGAAGAGUCAACCAGGAAGUUGUUAGAGGUCAGCGACAGGAUCAAGCUGCUGGAGGAGGAAGUGACGCGCUACCGAGAAGAGUCUGGGAAGUCCCAAGCCGAGGUGGAGAGGCUCACGGGUAUCCUGAGAGAGCAAGAGACGGAAAGAACCAACAAGGAGAAGAAGAUCACUGAGCUGGAGAGGCAAGUGAAGUGUCCAAACAUCCUUAAACAGAUGGUUUCAGGGGAGAGGAGGCCAGAUGGACAGACUGACGGACAUCCACACUCCAUCUCACAGGGGACCAUUCGUGAGACAGCUGAGCGAAUCAGAGAGCUGGAACGAGCGCUGAGCGAGAGCACAAACACCUCCGCCCACAGGGAGGCACUGUGGGCCCAGGAGGAGGCUGCACGCACGCAAGCACAGAGACAGCUGGAGGAGAUGAUGAACGCCCUGGAGAAGACCAGGCAGGAGCUGGACACCACCAAGCAGCGCCUCUCCACUACCCAGCACUCCCUGCAGGAGCGGGACGGUCACCUGACCAACCUGAGGCUCGAGAGACGCAGACAGCUGGAGGAGAUCCUGGAGAUGAAGCAGCAGGCUCUUCUAGCUGCGAUCAGUGAGAAGGAUGCUAACAUAGCCCUACUGGAACUGUCCUCCUCUAAACGUAAGAAAUCACAGGAUGAGGUGAUGUCACUGAAGAGAGAAAAGGACAGGCUCAUGCACCAGCUCAAACAACAGACCCAGAGUAGGAUGAAGCUCAUAGCAGACAACUAUGAUGAAGAACAUCUACACCCACAUCAUCCUCACCACCCCCACCCGGGGGUACACCCUGCUCACCCUGCUCACCCACACCACCGGACCCCUGCAAGAGGACCACCCCAUGCCAACCACAGAGCCCCAAUGGACCAGGACGAUGAGGAGGGCAUCUGGGCAUGACCGUCGCCAUGGGAACUGAAGCUCCAAUCAUGAGAGCUGCUGGUGAGCCGGGUUUUGAACCAAACACACACUCCUGUUCAUCCCGGUGGAGCAGCUCUACUGAUCCAGGGACGAGACUGGCUGCAGCAGAGUCCCAGAAUCCUGCCCACCUGCCAUGGUUGAAGACAAUCUUUUCCCGCCUUCCGUUGCAGAGAUGCUCUCUUUCCUCCCAGUGUUUGACAAUCAGAGAGCAUAGACUCGUAAAGUCCCAUGACCUCCGAGGCUCCGUUGGACAUGUAACCCUGACUGUUUCCACUGUACUUAUGAACUACGACUUUAACUCUCCAGCAGUCAACCAAUCAUCUCGCUGCCCCUGCCAGGUUCACUGACUGACUGAUAAAUCCUAGACAACAAACUGGUCAGUCUAAAACCAGAAGGACCAAUCAGAAAGGACCAUUGAGAGUGACCAAACAUAUUUUUUUUUUGUGUGUCGUUUUUUUUAGAUAGUUUGUGAGCCCUUGAAAGACUAUGGGAGAGAGCAAAUCCUGAUGUGGGUUUGUUUACGUAGCCACAUACGGAUAGCAUUAGCAUGGUCCACAACAUGGACCUCAGAUCCACAUGGACCUUCUCAAUGUACCGUGCCAAAGGAACCACUCCCUGUCAGCAGAGAGACACUGAGAGGGGAACCGGGUUCCUAUUACUCUAGAACCCUCAAAGAGAACUCAGAGAAGUGUUCUGUGUAUGCUACCUUUCUCUGAAUGUUCUUAAGUCUGGAAACACUCCUGUCAUCCUAUCACGGGACAGCUCUCUUGGUUGACAGUGCUCCAGGUAGACGAUGUCCAUAGGAACUGAUCUAGGAUCAGUGCCCUUUCUAAAUCCUUAACUAUCAAGUGGGAAAACACAACUGACCUCAGACCAGUGUCUAGGGGCAACUUCGUCCCUCUCCGGGUGAAGGGUAUAAACUGUGACCAAACAAAACCCUCUGGGGAAAUCAAACUGGGAUCUGUUUAGAGGUUGUUUUUUCUCUUGUGUUUUUCUCUCCCCCUGCUGUACUUUGUUUGACUAACGAGUAUCAUGUUGUGUUUGUUUUUCUACAUCUGAAACAGAUUGAGUACUGUUCUCUUUGAGGUUUGUAUCAGUUGUGUGUUUCUGCUUGUGGGUGAUGUUUUAUUUAGUAGUGUAUUUAUUGACUAGUUUAAUUGCAACAUGCAUUGGAGUGGCAGUAUUUAGGUAUCCAUGUUGAAGUCAGCACUCCCCAAUCAUCAUUUUGGAAUCAGAGAUUGAGGAGUGCUGCUUUCAGGGGACGAGUUGUCUAUACAUAUCAGUUUACCAGUGAGGAUGUCGUGGUGUUUGAAGGUGACAUGAUCUCUGUUCUACUGAACCAGCAGUAGGUGUUUAGCUUGUACAGUUUUCUCUCUCUCUGUGUGUGUGUGUGUGUGUGUGUGUGUGUGUGUGUGUGUGUGUGUGUGUGUGUGUGUGUGUGUGUGUGUGUGUGUGUGUGUGUGUGUGUGUGUGUGUGUGUGUGUGUGUGUGUGUGUGUGUGUGUGUGUGUGUGUGUGUGUGUGUGUGUGUGCGCGUGCGUGCGUGCAAACAGCGUGAGGUCUCAAUAUGCUCAAACUCUGCUAUUGACUUGUUAUACAGUGUGUUGCCAUGGUCAAUAUUAGU